GCCAUAGGAUUAAAAAUAAGGUAUCAGAGUGUUUCGUCAUUAUGGAAUGUCUGCUUCCAAUAUCCGAGAAGCCCGGGCCUUAGUGGGCGUUCCAAGCGAGUCUGGUUUGAAAACCCAUCUCGAGGACUGUGACAAACUUAAACAGACCCUUGAUAAUGAUGUGCCAUACCUCAAUGUCGUGCAAGAUAGGUUGGCUGACGGGUUUUCGUUUUCAAAAGAGGCCUGCCACGACGCGACGCUAGAAUCAAUGGCAACUAUCGCAAAUGAAGAAGAUCAAAUUCGUCGUUUCAAAACUGGAAUUGGGAACAUUAAAGGUGUGGCUGACCAUGUGUCGGGAACAUACUGUGCCAUUCCUUCACGCACAUACGAGCAUGGAGCCUUAUUUGUAAUGGACUGGGCGCUAUUGAAAGUACUAGGUAACCGGCUUGAGAGCAAUGGCAUGCAAACAUAUGGUCCGAUACCGGAGAAUUUUCCAAGGGUCAACGACGACACGCUGCAUAGCGAGGGCGUAUGUACGCCCAGAAAAAAUACCGAAGUAUUCAAAGUUGGCAGGACGACCGGCUAG
Aspergillus ruber CBS 135680 is the source of this 565-nucleotide messenger RNA. RefSeq lists its product as uncharacterized. The record is from RefSeq and is a predicted model, not a curated record. The transcript has a single exon. Bases 47 to 565 code for a protein of 172 amino acids. Lineage: Eukaryota; Fungi; Ascomycota; Eurotiomycetes; Eurotiales; Aspergillaceae.